GUGUGUCUCAACUCGAUCAUUUGUCCCUCGUAUACCAGGAUAUCAAGAAAUAUUUCGACAACAUUGAAAGCGGCGACAUUGAAUUUUCCAUUUCCGCUAAAGCGAAAUAGCGCAUCACAAUUGCUGCCAGUGUAGUGAGGUGUGAAAGCAGUGAAAAUGCGGGUGUGUGAAUAUUUUGCGGGAAAGCACAUUUUCAUCACUGGAGGUAGCGGUUUUGUCGGCAAGGUGUUAAUCGAGAAGCUGCUCAGGUCAUGUCCGGGAAUCGAGAAAAUUUACAUGCUUAUCAGGCCCAAGAAAGGGAAAGACAUACAGGAACGAUUGGAAGCUAUAGUCAAGCUGCCUCUAUUCGAAAAACUCAGAGAAAUAAAUCCUGAUGCUCUGAGCAAAAUACAUCCAAUAAGCGGUGAUGUCAUGGAGCUAAAUUUAGGUAUGACCGAAGAGGACAGACGAUUAGUUAGCGAAAACUGCCACAUUUUCUACCAUUCAGCGGCUUCCGUCCGGUUUGACGAUUCUUUGAAGUACGCCAUAAUCAUGAACGUACGAGGGACCAGGGAGACUGCUGCUUUAGCAUUGGAGUGCAAGAAGUUAGAAGCUUUCGUCCAUAUAUCGACCACUUACUGUAAUAUAGACAGGGAAAUCAUAGAAGAGAAAAUCUAUCCAGCUCGGGCAGAUUGGAGGGACGCUAUCCGCUUGGCUGAAGAAACGGAUGACAUGAAUCUACAAGCAUUGACCCAUCACUAUAUCGCACCACAUCCCAAUACUUAUACGUUCGCAAAGUCUCUCGCCGAACAUACUGUAGAGGAUAUGAUGCUUGGAAAGGCUCCAACGAUUAUAUUUAGGCCUUCAGUAGUCAUAAACAGUAUACGUGAGCCCGUCGUAGGAUGGAAUGAUAACUUCAAUGGACCUGUAGGAUUGCUAGCUGCUGGUGGAAAAGGUCUACUGAGGACUGUCUAUGGUCUACAAGAGAGUGUUCAAGACUAUAUCUCAUGUGACAUAAUUGCUAGUCUACUGAUAUUAGCAACCAAAGAAACACUAGCAACGAAGUAAGUUUUUCAACACAGCUAAUACUAAUCAGUAGGUCAAGAUUCUGCAGCUUAUAUAAGUCACGGAAUAUUUUCAUAUUUCAGCAGCACCUAAUAAAUAGCAACUGAACUCAUAAAUGUGUCAUAAAUGUGCGAAGAUUUACAGUACCUCUACAUAUUUGAUACGUAGUUCUCGCAUUAUUUGUUUUUUGAGAUACUAAUUAGAAAUUUGAUCAUAUAAAAGUAAAGAGAAUAUGCUACUAGAUUUGUUCAAAAUAGACACUUGAAUGAAGUCGUUGUAUACAAUGGAAGUAAGUAUAAGUAUUUGCCGACUACCACAGGUGAGAUUGUACAGAUGGGUGCUGACUUGAUUUGGGACACACCAUAUGAGCAGAUUCUGUGGUACCCUUGGUUUAAGAUGACUAGGUGUUGGUACGACUACUAUAUUAAAGUGUUAGUGUACCAUAUGCUUCCAGCUGUUUUCCUUGAUUUGGCAUUGAGAGUAGCUGGGAUGAAGCCAAUUGUGUUCAAGAUUCAGAGGAAGAUCUACAUUGCCAACGUGGUACUUUUCUACUUUAUAAGCCAUACUUGGCACUUCGUCAAUGACAGAUCCAUGUCCUUACGAGACACUAUUGAAGAUGAAAGAGAUAUCGAUGAAUUUAAGUUUUGGCCUUUCCUGCACAUGACUAGAAGAGAAGUUUAUGAGUAUUAUCGAGAUGGCAUGUGCGGAACAGCCAGAUAUUUGUUCAAAGAGAAGCUGGAUUUUGACAAAAACAGGAAAAAUACCUGGAGGUUUUAUGUGGUAGACAGAAUUUUCUGGACAGCAGUAUAUACAACUAUACUAUGGUACCUGUUCAUCAGGCUAGACGUUCUAAGUGUGCUGUGGAGCUCUUUAUGUAAUUACAUCGAGAAACUGUAGUAGUCGUAAGAGUAUAACAAUAUACCGAACAACGAACUUUGCGCAGUUUUGUUUUAUUCUCCAACCACCAGCUGUGCACUAUAUGCUCUACAGGC
Molecule: messenger RNA, 2036 nt
Organism: Acanthoscelides obtectus
Lineage: Eukaryota; Metazoa; Arthropoda; Insecta; Coleoptera; Chrysomelidae
Source: the annotation of a GenBank genome assembly